This is a messenger RNA of Arabidopsis thaliana (thale cress), 1450 nucleotides long. It is a transcript of the gene LYM2, whose product is annotated as lysm domain GPI-anchored protein 2 precursor. The transcript is spliced from 4 exons. Gene Ontology annotation, cellular component: plasma membrane. NCBI's taxonomy places the organism in Eukaryota, Viridiplantae, Streptophyta, Magnoliopsida, Brassicales, Brassicaceae. The record is from RefSeq and is marked reviewed. The coding region runs from base 227 to 1279 and encodes 350 amino acids.
UACACUUUUUUCUCCACAAUUAGGGCGUGACAAAUGGCAACACUUCAAUCAAGGAACAGAACACAAUGUGAAACCAGACUGUUCUCAUUUAUUUUCCAGCAAGUCAAAAAGUCAAACUCAAAAAGUCCUCUCUCGGUCAACUUUCUUCUUGGUCCCCAUCUUCACAAAUCACAACUCUUUUUAUUUCCAAAGACCAAAAACCUGAGAACACACCGGCGACCUGAAAAUGGAAACUUCCUGUUUUACCCUUCUCGGUCUCCUUGUCUCCCUCUCCUUCUUCCUCACUCUCUCCGCCCAAAUGACCGGAAACUUCAACUGCAGUGGCUCAACCUCGACGUGUCAAUCUCUCGUUGGUUACUCAAGCAAGAACGCAACAACGUUGCGCAAUAUCCAAACCCUUUUUGCCGUCAAGAACCUCCGCUCGAUCCUCGGAGCUAACAAUCUCCCACUCAACACCUCACGUGACCAACGCGUGAACCCGAAUCAAGUCGUACGUGUCCCAAUCCAUUGCUCUUGCUCCAAUGGAACCGGUGUCUCGAACCGGGACAUCGAAUACACCAUCAAGAAAGACGACAUACUCUCUUUCGUCGCAACUGAGAUUUUCGGUGGUCUCGUUACGUACGAGAAGAUCAGUGAGGUUAACAAAAUCCCUGACCCGAACAAAAUCGAAAUCGGUCAAAAGUUUUGGAUCCCUUUGCCUUGUAGCUGUGAUAAAUUGAACGGUGAGGAUGUUGUUCACUACGCACAUGUAGUCAAACUAGGGAGCUCUCUCGGUGAGAUCGCUGCUCAGUUUGGAACGGACAACACGACGUUGGCUCAGCUCAAUGGAAUCAUUGGUGACUCUCAGCUUCUUGCUGAUAAACCUCUCGACGUCCCUCUCAAAGCUUGUAGCUCUUCUGUGAGGAAGGACUCGUUGGAUGCUCCUCUGCUUCUGUCUAACAACUCAUACGUCUUCACUGCAAACAAUUGCGUCAAGUGUACUUGUGACGCUUUGAAGAAUUGGACUUUAAGCUGUCAAUCAUCAUCUGAGAUUAAGCCUUCGAACUGGCAAACCUGCCCACCAUUUUCACAAUGUGAUGGAGCUUUGCUUAACGCCUCUUGCAGACAACCUCGUGAUUGCGUCUAUGCUGGUUACUCCAACCAAACCAUCUUCACCACAGCUUCCCCAGCUUGUCCAGAUUCUGCUGGUCCUGAUAACUAUGCAUCAACGCUCAGCUCAAGCUUCAAUUUCGUGAUUGUGUUGAUUCAGUGUGCUCUGCUUUGUCUCUGCCUUCUCUAGUAAUGUUUUGUUGUGUGUUUAUGAGUGUGUAUCUAAGUACAGUUCGGAUUAAAAUAAAGACAUUGUUUCACCUGAAGCAUCACGUCCUUGUACCAUUUUUAUAUUGGAAACAUUUCAGCUUUUGACACAUUUUGUUACCAACUAAACAAUACAAAACUUUGACAUGAAGUU